GAACGAAAUACCUUUAUGAAAGACGUUCAUAUCUAUUUUCAGCAAUAGGCAUUCUUAAAGAUGAGUAUUUCUCACAGUGUUUCAGCGGUUUCAGUGUGUGUUUUGAAAUGUACCGUGGGUUGAUGAAAACACAGUAUGUUGGUGUCUGGUACGACAUGGCACAACCCAGAAAUAACUGUGGAAGUGAAACCCAAAUUGGAAGAAAUUAUGAAAAUGAUGUUAUUAAUUUGGUGUCAGAAUGACAAGGCUGUUAAUAUCACUAGUAAAUGUAAUGAUUGCGAUAAAAUCGUCGUGGUUCACCGAGAAUCCGGGGAGUUUGGCUUCCGGAUACACGGAUCAAAGCCGGUGGUCGUGUCAGCCAUCGAGCCUGGCACUCCGGCAGAAUCCUCCGGGCUGGAGGUCGGUGAUAUAGUACUAAUGGUGAAUGGGGUCAGCGUGCUUGACAAGAACCACUCGGAAAUCGUGAAAAUCGCUCAUGCUGGCAGCGACACUCUGGAGAUGGAGGUUGCUAGGACUUGUUAUGCCCUAGAGGACCCCCCUACGGAAAGUGACUGUGCAAAAACCUUGCACUCUGGAUACAUGUGGAAAAUGAACGGUUUCGCUAGUGGGAAAAUGACGGACAAAUGGAUACGAAGAUGGUUCUGUCUGAAAGACAACAGCUGUCUAUACUGUUACAAAACCGAAACGGAUAAACACCCAGUGGACGUCGUCAUGUUGGUGGAUCAGCAGACCAGAGUGCUGACCGACGAAGACAACGUCUCUAAGUGGAACGGCUUCUCCAUCCAACGUCCAGACGGUUUCCCGCUGUAUUUGGCAGCCGACAGCAGCGAAGCGCGCGACCUAUGGAUAGGCCUGAUCGACAGAGCUCUGAGCCACAAGGAAGUCGAAGACCGCUUCUUGGAGACGUCGAAGAGGAACUUGACCUUGGCUCCGAGCUGCGUGGCUGACCCGGAUUGCUUCGGGUAUCUGGGGAAGUUCGGCACGCAGUGGAAGUCGUGGAGCAAGCGGUAUUGCGUGCUGAAGGAUGCCUGCCUCUACUUUUACCAAGACGCUAAUGCCAAGAGAGCUUUCGGUGCGGCUUACUUGCAUGGAUAUAAAGUACAACAUUACCUAUCAGGGGUUAAGAAACACGCAUUUGAGAUUGUUCCAACAGACCCUGCCAAAAAGCAUUUUUAUUUCCACACAGAUUCUGAAGCAGAUAAGAAGAUGUGGAUAGCUGCUAUGGAAUAUUCGAUAGAUAAAUGGUUGAAGAUCUAAUAAUAUAAAUGUACAUGAUGCAUACUCCAUAUACAUUAUGCUAAUUUCAUUUCAAUUCGAGAAAAAGAGAUUUUAUAUAUUGAACAUGAUGUAACUGUAACUGAUGAUAGGAAUACAUAAAUCUAUACAUAGUUCAAAUUUAUAUUGUAUUUUAGAGUGCCUAAUGACUAGCAACUCAUUUUUUCCUAUGUACUAGCAGAGAAUAUAUUAAUAUGCAGGAUUGAAUUUGUUUCAUGCCAAGCGUGCGAAAUUCUAGCACAGAAAGCUGGUCAGUUUGUUCAAAUUUUGGAAAGAAAUGUCUCAAAUAAUUUAUUACUUGGGAGUUUAGAUUUUUGUGUGAAAUAAAAAUAUUCUUUUUGUUUUGGAGUGUUUUCAUUUCUUAUAUCACCUUUUUUUAUGUUCUGGUUCCCACGAAAAGGGAUAUCCUGUAAUGUUCAGAGAACAUCGUGAGAACCAAGGGAAAUAAGGUAGGAAUUGGUGUUCUCCUUGAAUUUCUGGAGGUUAUAUGCCUCGAGGAACACCUCCCUUGGCAAUGUGUUCCACAGCCUCGCUGUUCGUUGGAUGAACGAGUCUUUGGAAAGAGAUGUUCUGCAGGUCUCCAAAGCGACCACGAAGGAUUGCGAAGCUUUAACUCGACGGGUUAAUCUCGCGGGGACUGC
Molecule: messenger RNA, 1916 nt
Organism: Phaedon cochleariae (mustard beetle)
Lineage: Eukaryota; Metazoa; Arthropoda; Insecta; Coleoptera; Chrysomelidae
Source: the annotation of a GenBank genome assembly